Styela clava is the source of this 3066-nucleotide messenger RNA. NCBI's taxonomy places the organism in Eukaryota, Metazoa, Chordata, Ascidiacea, Stolidobranchia, Styelidae. The record is from RefSeq and is a predicted model, not a curated record.
AUUCCCUCGGUUUUUAACGUUUCAAAAAUAUGUGCGGCCCGCCAAUGACUUGCAAGAUGCAACCUUUAAUUUUGGCUCGCGAACGACAAAAGUUUGCCGACCCCUGAUCUAGAACUAUCAGUCAUUAUCAGGCUACAAGAUUUCAAAUGAUUCAGCGAAAAGACAAAAAGCAUUUUAUCAUUUAUAUUAAAUCAUUUACAUAAAGCAAUAAUGUAAAAAAAUUGACGCAUAAUGGAUUAUAAAAACAAAAAUGAAAGAGAAAAAUCGUAGCCCUGUCAUAUAUAUAAAAUAUGAAUGUCUAAAACAUUUAUCUACACUUCACAAAACCAGGGAUCAUUACUAUUGAUUGAAUAUACACAAUUAAUUGCAUUUGGUUUAAUUUAAAAAGUUUUGAUUAAAUACACAGCUGAGUUCAUACAAUGUCUUCACAAUCUUCUUCAAUUAAAUAUUUUAUCUAGCAUUUUUACAGACUUACUUUGCUAGUUUCAUUAUGCAUUGUAAAUAAUGUCUAUAAAACAUUCUACAUUGCGAUGAGGACGUUCUGAAAACAUCUGUGCAUACAGUUACUUACAGAAUAUGGAUUCAUAGAGAUUAGCACAAUAAAUAUGAUAUUUAACUGCACAAUUUCACUCCGGAAUGAUGAAAAAUUUCUAGCAUACAAAGAUGUUUUGAGGCCUGCCAUAUAUAUAAAAUAUGAAUGUCUAAAACAUUUAUCUACAUUUCACAAAACCAGGGAUCAUGGAAACCGGCAGAAUACAUUCCAACUUCCAAGCUAAUAUUUUCAAUGAAUAGAAAAGCUAUAUUGAGCCAAAGUAUCAAAGGUUCAUAGAUGAUCUCUUAUGAGGUUUGUUUAUAAAAAAAAUAUUUAGUUAUCAGUUAUAUUUGUUGUGGCUGGGGAGCCAGACAUGUCAGAUGAAGUUGGAACUACCAGAGAUUUUAGUGGCUCCAGUUUUUAACCUUAUAAUUAUUUUCCAACAUUUAUAAUAUUCUGAUGCAUGAUACAAAUAGUAAAAUCUAUCGUUCCAGAUCAUAAAUUUUUAAAAUUUCAAUUCAUGAUAUUAUGUUAAAGGUUAAAUUUAUAUAUUUAAAACUUUAUAUCAUAGUUUUGAGUCCCGCUUCCACAAAACUGCAUUUGGGCAUAUAUUACAUGUUGGUGGUCACACUUAAAAAGCAGAAGCCGGAACCACCUUUGAAUAAUGUUAAUUUCAUUGCUCGAGACUAAUGAAAUAUGACAAAAAAAGUUAUUUGCAAAAAAGAGAUACAGAAAAGACCUUGGAAAGAAUCACAAAAUGCAUGCAAGUUCCAGUAAACAGUUGCAGAAACUGUUUGAUUAAUUUUAACGACAACAGUUCUAGUAAUACGUAAUCAUAUCACAUUAUGAUGCCCUAACUUUGUGUUUUCCGAGAGAAAGGAGAGAGGAAUCACCACGAUGACAAAUAGGAUAGGAAUGACGAAUCGUGCCUAGUCAUGGUUGGUGAUGAUCAAUGAAUUAAAUCAUAUAAAUCAAGGUUGACUAUUCAAAGAAAUUUUGAUACAAGGUCGAGGUGAAAUUGAGAUAAAUUAAUUUUCAAUGUUUGGACAGUGAUGGACAUUCAUAUGAAUCGAUAUUUUGUUCAGUCCUGACUCCUGACUAAAUUUGACACUGAUUUAUAAAAUCAAGUCAACAAGAUGAUGAAAAUGAAUUACCUUCUUACACUACAUGUAGAGUAUAAAAAGAUUGAAUCUAUAACAAGAAAUUUAUUUGAGAUACUGUUUAGCGAUUGCCGAUAGGAUACAGCUGCUAUUGCAUAGUGUUAAUCCGUUACAGCAGGGGUGUGUAACAUUUUUUGUCAGUAGGGCAUAUAAACAACUUUAAACAUCUAGCCUAGCCUCACAAAAAUGCGGAAUGUGGCUAGCCUAUCGUUUAGCCUUACAAUAAUAAAAGUACCUCGCGCGAAAGCGAAACUGCUAUAAGGUGUGCAAUUUUUGAUGACGUCAGCGCACAUGAAAAACGAAUCCCAGAACCCACAAAGUUUUCUCCAACACACAGGAACUGACACAAAAUUUUAUCUUUAUUAUGUACACUGUACAUAUUUAAAUAAUUAUUGUUGUUUAGGUACACGUUUGUUGAUAUUUUGGGUAUUUUGUAUUGCGUAAGAAAGAAUCAAAAUAAUUACCAUUGUUUCUCAUGGCAAAAUAAGUUCCAGUACUCGGACAAAUCGUUAGUCGAACACUAAUCCGGAACGAAUUAUAUUAGACUAGCGAAGUAUCAUUGUCUGCUUGUAGGCGAAAUGGAAAAGGGAAUAAAAAUAUUCUUAAUCACAGAAAAUAUUUUUUAAAUAAAUAAAAAGUUUUUAAAACACAAUGACAAUAACAUACAGAUUUCUAGAUGAAACAGACUUUGAAAAAGUUUCACAGUUUUAUGUAAACGAAUUUUUUCCAAGAGAGCCAAUAGGAUUUGCAUUGAAAGGAGUCAGCAAAGAUGCGGAACUGUAUGCAGAUAUUGAGAUAAGACCAAAGUUAUCACAAAAGAAUUCUGUUGGAGCUUUUAAUGAAUCUGGAGAACUGGUUGGGAUGAACAUUAUGGACUUCGAAUUAAAUGGGAAUCAAUCAUUUAAAGAAAAUGAAGAAUUACCAUUAUAUUACAGGCAAUUUUUCAAGUUGGAAGAAGCGCUCAUUGACGGCAAUUUAGAAGAUUGUAUAGGAACAAAAAACUAUGCAAACUGCCAUAUCCUGGGUAUCAGAAGUGAUUACGCUGGACUAGGAAUUGCAACUGAAUUAUGUAAAAAGAUAGAAGUCACAGACAAAGAAUGCCAAGCAGUUUAUGCAGUCGCUACCAGUUACUACUCCCAAAAGAUUAUGAAAAAAUUUGGGUUCAAAUUCAUAAAAACAAUCGCAUAUAAGGACUAUGUGGAUCCAAUAACUGGUUGUAAAAUAUACAGCAAUAUGCAAAGCCCACAUGAAUGUGUUGCAUUAGCAGUGAAAUAUCUGAACUAAAACUUUCAUAACAUCCAAGAACUAUUUUGGCCAAAUAUUAUAGUAUUGUGUAUCAUAUAUCAGUAUACCCACAGGCCACAACAAACAUUU